Molecule: messenger RNA, 1599 nt
Organism: Amyelois transitella
Lineage: Eukaryota; Metazoa; Arthropoda; Insecta; Lepidoptera; Pyralidae
Product: G protein-activated inward rectifier potassium channel 4
Exons: 2
Coding region: 47-1180 (377 amino acids)
Biological process (GO): regulation of monoatomic ion transmembrane transport; potassium ion import across plasma membrane
Cellular component (GO): plasma membrane
Molecular function (GO): inward rectifier potassium channel activity
Source: RefSeq, a predicted model, not a curated record
GUAAGAUACUUACUUAUAAAUAUUUUAUUCUAAGUGUAAUAUUGCUAUGGAAGUUACAAACGGAACACAAAAUCUUAUGAAUAGUGCAGUGACAAUUCAUGAUGCGCGAAAAACCAUCAUCAACCUACGCUCGAAGCGUUUAUGUCAUCGAUACGGAAAUCCAUGCAAAACAAAACAAAGAGUGGUCACAAAAUCAGGCCAGUUCAAUUUGGAGAAAAGGAAGACAUCGACACUUCAUGUGUUUCCUGACAUCGUCACUACUUUUGUUGAAGCCAGGUGGCGAUGGACCCUGCUCUACUGCCUCAUCACCUACAUAACAGUAUGGCUUUUCUUCUCCGGAAUAUAUUGGUCCAUAUUGUAUCUCCACGGCGACUUGGAUCAAGAAAAUUUCACAAAUGGAACGAAAUGGGAACCCUGUAUUCGACAAAUUUAUGGCUUUACGUCUGUUUUCCUGUUCAGCAUCGAAGUCCACACGACGGUCGGUUAUGGAAACCGUGCGCUCACCAUGGAGUGCCCAGAAGCUAUGUUCACUAUGUGUAUCGAGAGCAUUCUCGGAACUAUCGUCCAGUCUUUCAUCGUUGGUAUUCUAUUCGCCAAAUUGACGAGACCCAAGAAUCGUGCGCAGACCAUUCUAUUUUCGAAAACAGCAAUCAUUAACCAAAGAGAUCGAAGUUUGUGUUUGUUAUUUCGCGUGGGAAACAUUAGGAAAUCCAGGAUCAUAGCAUGCAAUGUCCACGCCUUUUUAAUUAGAUGUGUCACUACAGCAGGUGACGCUUCUGUUAGCGAGCAAGUGGAGCUGAAGUUGAAUGUUGACGCAACUGAAGAUUUCUCCUUUAUGUUCCCAAUUACUGCUUCUCAUAAAAUAGACGAAUCCAGUCCGUUUUAUAAAUUCUCUGCUCGUGACAUUCUAAAAUCUGAAAUAGAAAUCCUUGUAGUUUUCGAAGGGGUCAUAGAGUCAACUGGUCAACCGGUGCAAGCCAAAUCCAGCUACGUCACCAAUGAGGUGCUCUGGGGACACCGAUUCCUUCCAGUGGUUACUUAUCGGAAUAAUAAGGGAUAUGUCAUAGAUUACUCAAACUUUGAUGAAACUGUGCGUGUGAACACACCACUGUGUGGCGCAAACAAAAUUAAUACCUUUUAUACUAGGUUUCGAAAGAUAAAACCUCAGCCUCAUAAUUAAACAAUAAGAUUUUAAAAACUUGCAUUAAUUUUUACCUUGAUGUCCUUGUUUGCGGAUGUAACAUUUUUGCAAUUUUUCUCAAUUCCAUAAGGUCGAGGUACAUUGACUUCAUUAUAGAAAGUUGCAAUUGAAGGUUUGAUAUUAUUAUCUUUACUGUUGUUAACUGUUUUUCACAAUUUCUAAGUUCAAGAGUUAAUUGUAACAACAUUAUUUUGUUAUGUUUAAUUUCGUCUCUAAAAUACUGUAAAUUCAUUCUUAUCUUUAUCUCACAGUUGGAUUAUAAUGAGUCUUUAUUCAAGUAAGUUUAUAAAUACUUAUUUUUCUUACUUAUUAAUAAUAUGUGGUUUCGACUUAUUUAACUUCUUUGUAUUUGUUAGGAAAAAUAAAUGUGUCACGAUGGCACACCUUUCGCUUGGUUU